This is a messenger RNA of Nematostella vectensis (starlet sea anemone), 2195 nucleotides long. RefSeq names its product leucine-rich repeat-containing protein 40. Gene Ontology annotation, molecular function: protein binding. The record is from RefSeq and is a predicted model, not a curated record. The transcript is spliced from 16 exons. The coding region runs from base 81 to 1886 and encodes 601 amino acids. Lineage: Eukaryota; Metazoa; Cnidaria; Anthozoa; Actiniaria; Edwardsiidae.
CACCAGUCUCACUCUUACGUAAUGGGACGAAACGGAAACGAACGUAAAAAAAAUCAAAAUCCCGUAAAUUUCUCACUAAAAUGAAGAGAAGACCCUUAAAUUCAGGAUUUGUAGGGAGACAGUCUGCACAAGAGGAGAAGGGCUCAAUCUCGGACGCUGUACUGAAACAAGGUCGUAAGAGCGGGCAGUUGAAUCUGUCAAACAGAGGGCUCACUGAGGUGCCUGAAAAAGUAUGGAGAAUAAACCUCGACGUACCAGAGGAAGCGAAAAGUGUGUCGUUAGACUGUGAGGAUAGAUGGUGGGACCAAGUGGAUCUCACAAAACUUAUUCUAGCGUCAAACAGCUUGACUGAGAUAUCUGGAGACGUCUUCAACUUGCCGGCUCUUGUUUUACUAGAUAUUCAUGACAAUAGCCUCACAACACUACCUGAAGAGAUAGGCAGCCUAAGCUGUCUGCAAAAAUUAAAUCUUGGCCAUAACAAGAUCUCAUCACUACCAAUGUCAAUGGCACAGCUUGAAAGUUUGUGUUCUUUAAAGCUGGAGCAUAAUUCCUUUAAGAGCCUUGAAUGUUGGCUUGGAAGUCUAAGGAAUCUGGAAGAAUUGGAUGUCUCUUAUAAUAUGGUUUCAAGCUUACCAUCUCUGGCUGGUUUGAAGCAUCUAAGGACAUUGAAUCUGUCCAAUAAUGCUUUAGAGACGCUACCUCCAGAAUUUGACCAUCUUCAAGCCUUGGAUGAUUUGAAUAUAAGCAGCAACAAAAUUUGUAACUUUCCAGAGUUAAAGAACAUGAAAAGUCUUCGAAGAUUAGACUGUCGUCAAAAUCAUCUGACCAGUGUGCCAUCUGUUGGGCAGUGCCCCUCUCUCAAGGAACUUUACCUGGCUUAUAACAAAAUAGCGGAAUUGGAUAGCAAAGUAUUUGCUGGUUACUCUGGUCUUACAGUACUUGACCUGCAUGACAACUUACUAACAAGCAUCCCUGAGGAUAUCAUUAUUUUACGAGACUUAGAGAGGUUGGAUCUAACAAACAAUGAUAUUUCAGGCUUGCCAUACAAAAUAGGAAAUAUGUCAAAUUUGAAGUCCCUGGUGUUAAAUGGAAACCCCUUGCGGGAGUUACGAAGAGACAUUGUAAUGCGUGGUACUCAAGCAAUCAUGAAGCAUCUAAAAAGCAGAAUUCCUGAUGAUGAUGGUGCAACAGAUCAGCCAGAUGCAUCAGUUGCUCCCCUUCCUUCUGUAUCAAUGGGUUCCUCAGGUGCCGUUGUUGAUAUGCACACUCUUGGUCACACAAAAACAUUGAAUUACAGUGGUAAGAAGUCAGCAAGCAUUCCAGUUGAGGUGCUGGAGGCUGCUGUGACAUCAGAGGUCAAAACUGUAGACUUCAGUAAAAACAUGUUGACAGAUCUACCUGAAAGAAUCACAGCCUUGAGUUCCUCAGUCAGUGAUCUCAACCUUGGGUUUAAUAAAAUCACCUCACUCCCAUCAGGAAUUUGCUCCUUUACGCAGCUUGAGUUUCUUGACCUAAGGAACAAUCAGCUGUCCUCUCUUCCUGAUGGUUUUGCAUCCUUGAGAUCUCUCAGAGAAAUCAUCAUUUCUUAUAACAGGUUCUCAUGCUUACCACCAGUGCUCUACUCAAUGAUUUCACUCAGAACUCUUCUUGCUUGUGACAACCAGAUAGCCGUCAUCGAUGUAGAUGGCUUACUGCGCAUGUCAGUUCUAGAGACACUUGAUCUUCAAAACAACAAUAUAUCACAAGUCCCCCCUGAGCUAGGCAAUGUCAGGGGACUGAAGGCUCUUCAGCUUGGAGGGAACCCCUUCAGGACUCCACGGGCUGCCAUUCUAGCCAAAGGAACUCAAGCGCUGUUAGAGUACUUACGUGACAGGAUUCCAAGAUAGUUUGCUUGAUUUCGUGUUUGAAUUAUCUGUUAGAUUGGACAAAGAUACUGAGCUUGAAUCUGGUUCUUUGUGUCAUAUUUCUUCUUGUAUAUGUAAGGGUAAGAAUAUAUGAUGUUCUGGUCCAAACAAAUCUGGGUUGUUCAACUAUAAUUUUCACAAUUUUCACGUGAUGUCCCAUAAGAACCCUGCAUCCUGGAAAAAACAAUCACAAAUCUAUUAAUAUAUCAUGGCUUCUUAUUUUUUCUCCUAUUAUAAUUUAUGCCAUUUGUAAAUUUACAAAGCAAAGUAAAACAAUCAAUCUGUACAGGC